ACUACUUUCUGGAAGUACAUAAUGUCAAACUGCAAUAUCCAGCCCAACCACUUCUAAAAGUGAACAACUUGCCUGGCAAUGUGCACAACUAUUUACUGCCCCGUUCAACAGACUUGCCAAGCGCGUCGAAUGGCAUAUCGACUAACAAGCUGCCACCCGAACUUUGCAUUCUCUUACAACCAGAAGUUGACUACUCCAUUGUGGUGUCUGUGAUGGUCCUGCCUUCAGUCAUCUACCGGUUACAAUGUCUAAGUUCUGCUGCACAGCUAACGAAACUCGUGGGGAUCCACAUAUCUACAACCACGAUGUUGAUGGCACUGACUGCUGCGAGCUGUAAUGAAGGCUUUUCUCUUGAGAGACUCGAGCUUUUAGGCGACUCAUUCCUCAAAUUUGCACUGAGCUUCCACUUGGUCUCUGAAUUUCCAGAAGAACGAGAAGGCUUUCUUUCACAAAAGCGUCAAGAGCAGAUCUCUAACAGCAAUUUGCACAGGCUUGGUGUACAAAGAAGAUUGGUGACGUACAUCAGAGAUGGGCAGUUUGAGCCAACGGAUUGGAUUGCACCGGUCCCUUGCUCUUCUUUGGCAAGUCACGAAAAGAUUUUAGGACGGAAGUUAUGUGACAAAGGUCAUCGUUGGCUGCGAAGAAAAUCUGUUGCAGAUGUAAUGGAGGCCAUCAUCGGUGCAUACAUUACUGACAACUCCGCUGAUGCUGCCUAUCACUUCAUGACCUGGGCAGGAUUUAAGCUGGUUGACAGGUGUUUAGUACCUGUGUUCUCAUGCCAAGCUUCUGAAGUUGACGAUAUCUGCAAUCUAGAAAAGAUAAUCGGCUAUACCUUUCGGAACAAAUGCUUCCUUGUUGAAGCGUUCACUCAUGCUUCUUCCAGCGUUCGAUCAUAUCAGGUAGACGACUAUCCCAACUUGCAACCGGGACUUCUCAGUGAUCUCAAGGCUGCUACAGUAAACAACGUUUGGUUCGCUUUCGUUGCUGUGCGCCACAACUUUCACAAGUAUCUGCGUCACAACCAUAAGAAAGAGAUUGACGAGUAUCUCCUGAACAAAAAUGUGCAAUGUUUCGAGGACUGGAAGCUUGAGCAACCGCCAAAGUGUCUCAGUGAUUUAGUGGAAUCUCUCGCGGGAGCUUUGUUAUUUGAUACGGGUGGUAAUCUGGAAAUAGUGUGGAGCAUAUUGGAGCCCCUUCUUCGCCCGAUAGCCAGUCUCGAGAGCUUGGCACUUCACCCAGUCCAAGAGCUUCAGGAGCUAUGCCAGCUGAAAGAAAUUUCAGCUCCAAGCUACAACGUUGGAACUUGCUCGGUGACAUUGGCAGACGGAGGCUUAGUCACAGGACAAGGCUCCGGAGGAGCAAACAAAAAGCUUCUCAAGAAGCAGUCUUCUGCCGAUGCCUUGGAAAAACUGAAGGCUUUGGGAUUUCAACACCCACGGCACGAACUCCUUCAUGCUAUUCAGGCCGAGACACACAUAGAGGCCUCAAAGGUCAUCAUAAACAACGGUUUGAACUUCAGUGUCCCCGUCGUUACACAGUGCAUUGCAUCCUUCGUACCACCAAUGUCGAGCUCGAGUUCUUCUACAGAAUCGGAUCUAUUUCGGCAGGAAAGUCUUCCUCCAGACCAUGACUUGCCUUCCGAUUUAGAACUUGUCGACACUGAACACGAGUCAGAUGUUCUAGCAGCAUCACUUGCGGAAGAGUUAGGUCUCGACGAUGAUCUCCUCGAGAAGCUUUGCAGUGCUACAGCUUCGUCUACUGUUCCUCCUAGACACGAAGGUGGUGGCAGUGAUUCUUUUGUUGCUGGAGCUCCACGAGCAGAGCUUCAAAUUCUCUGCCAAAAGAGACGGUGGCCGGAUCCCGAGUACAUUAUUUGCGAGGAGAGUGGUCCUCCUCACAUGAAACAUUUUGCUUUGGCUGUGACAAUCAGUUUUCCAAUCGAUGGACCCGUGACAUUUUAUGGAGAGCCCCAGCGAGACAUGAAGCGGGCCAAAGACUCAGCAGCCAACGCUGCCAUCGCUUAUUUGAAAAAGCUCCUUUCAUGAUUUCUUGCGGCAUCAUCCAGUGGCUACAAGCCUCAUUUGAUACAAUCUAGUGAUCACUUCCUCCGUUUGAUCUUUCGUGAGCAAUGGCGUGCAUUGAGGUGGCGCCAGCUGCCGCGAGCGAUCCAUUCUCUUGCAAAGACGAAGGUGCCACUGCUGUUGCUACAAAUCUUCUUCCCCUGCCUCCGGAGUUCGUGGAUUUUCUUCUCGGGCAGAUUGUUCUACCACGCGGCUCAAAUGCUGCGUUACUUCAGAGUAAAGCCGUGGGGAGUUAGUGAAAGAACUUGAGAUCAAAGUCGAGCCUGUUUCUUGGCUAUGUUUCCAGUGUUCUCACUGGCAUCGUCCAGUGCCUACAAGUCUGGAAAGAUUUACGGUAUGGAUGCGGCCUCCGGGGCUGCUGUUGCAGCACCUGAUAUACAAUCCGGUGAUCACAUGUGCAGCUCCUGAGGUUUUGGUGUGGGGGCUGGAACACUAACAUGAGUUGAUAUUUCUCGCUAUCGCCUAGCAUCCUGUCAGACCAUGCUCCAAAAGUAUGGGUUUGGUAGUCGAGUGAGGCUUUUUUUUGCCAAUGGGACAAUGGUUUCCAUCUUGCCAGCAUAAAAAACAACUCUUUCUCGGGUU
Selaginella moellendorffii is the source of this 2663-nucleotide messenger RNA. Its product is annotated as endoribonuclease Dicer homolog 3b-like. Gene Ontology annotation, cellular component: nucleus; cytoplasm. Gene Ontology annotation, molecular function: RNA binding; ribonuclease III activity. Gene Ontology annotation, biological process: siRNA processing. Lineage: Eukaryota; Viridiplantae; Streptophyta; Lycopodiopsida; Selaginellales; Selaginellaceae. The transcript has 14 exons. The record is from RefSeq and is a predicted model, not a curated record. Bases 213 to 2045 code for a protein of 610 amino acids.